This is a messenger RNA of Echinococcus granulosus, 438 nucleotides long. RefSeq names its product 39S ribosomal protein L54. Gene Ontology annotation, cellular component: mitochondrial large ribosomal subunit. The coding region runs from base 1 to 438 and encodes 145 amino acids. Lineage: Eukaryota; Metazoa; Platyhelminthes; Cestoda; Cyclophyllidea; Taeniidae. The record is from RefSeq and is a predicted model, not a curated record. Gene Ontology annotation, molecular function: structural constituent of ribosome. The transcript has 3 exons.
AUGUCCAGUAGGUGUGUACCGACUUUUAUAAGGCGAGGAUUCGCCGAAAGAAGAGCUGUUAAGGGUGUUGCCGCAGUGGCCAAAACACGUGAGAUUGACGUAGAAAAAGACGCUUACAAACUGGUGAACUUUUGCUGUAUUAACUACCGAAUCGAUGACCAACCGAUUCCCCUAAAGCCAGAUAGCGAAUAUCCAGACUGGUUAUGGUCAAUUAGAGUGUCUAGAAGACCACCUAAACUAGUUGAAAUUGACCCAGACUCUUACUAUUAUUGGCGUCGUAUCCGGAGGCUCCACAACCGGCACUUGAAUAAUCUGGCUGCUGCUGAUGGAUGGCAUCGCAGAGAGCAUCGUGACCCACGGUCCCACUCCGAUAGGUCGUACGGCGAUCUGGCCUAUGCCCUAAAGAAGUGGUUGCAACAGCAGGCGAAUCGAUUAUGA